CUGAAUAUAUUCAUUUUUGUUUGUGUUUUGGGGUUUAAGGUGAGGGAAGAAGAAGAAGAAGAAAGAGGGUUUUCUUUCGGUUUCUGCAGUUUACUGCCUCCAAUGGUUUCGCUAUCAACUUGGGUUCGAUAUUUUGCUCACAAGCUCGAAUACUCCGUCUCUCUCAGCUGGAAGAACUAUAAAGGAGGUCAUAUUACAGAUAGAGAGGUCGGUGAUGUUGUUUGGAAGAACUUCUUCCAGGGAAAGUUGACAUACACUCACUGGAAUAAAGGAGAGGAAAUGGCCCCUACUAUUGCUGGAAAAGCAGCGACACUUCUUGUUCGGAAAUUACCGAAUCCUGACCCAACGCAUGUUUUUGUAGGAGAUGUUGUGGUCAUGAAGGACCCUCAGAAGCCAGAUAACUACCUAGUUAGAAGAUUAAUGGCGGUUGAAGGUUAUGAAAUGGUUUCUACUGAUGAAAAAGACGAGCCCUUUGUUCUUGACAAGGAUCAGUGCUGGGUAGUGGCUGACAAUGAAAAGUUGAAAGCAAAGCAGGAAGCAAAUGAUAGUCGAACAUUCGGUCCAGUUCAAAUGACAGACAUUGUAGGCCGAGUCAUAUAUUGCCUACGAAGUGCAGUAGACCACGGCCGUGUACACAACAGUCAUUUCGGCAUGCGAAAGGAUUUGCCAGUGUUGGAAGUGGAACUCGAUGUUGACGAGAUGGCAAAGAGUCACAAAGCCUAGAAAACUCCCCGGCUCGCUAAGCGCUGACUUGUCUAUUUGAUGUUUACGUUAGUUUCUUCUUGCGGAUUUUCUUCGAAUUGAGAGGAGGAAUAAAAACAAUUAUGAUUUUUAAAGCUAAGAAUGGGAUGAUGGUGAAUAGAUAUAAUGUGGAUUUUCAAGCUCAAGUUCUUCAACAUUAUGGGCAAUUUGUAAGCACAAGUUAUUGUAAGCUCAAGUUGUAGCAAUGGGCAAUUGUGCCGUCUUGUUUUCUGCGCGCAACUUUGCAAGUCAUUUGACUCAACUUAACCAAGUAUGAUGAAAAAUGGUUGCAUUGUUUGGAA
This is a messenger RNA of Arachis duranensis, 1043 nucleotides long. RefSeq lists its product as uncharacterized. The record is from RefSeq and is a predicted model, not a curated record. Lineage: Eukaryota; Viridiplantae; Streptophyta; Magnoliopsida; Fabales; Fabaceae. The coding region runs from base 103 to 723 and encodes 206 amino acids. The transcript has 5 exons. Gene Ontology annotation, molecular function: serine-type endopeptidase activity.